Molecule: messenger RNA, 2028 nt
Organism: Phaedon cochleariae (mustard beetle)
Lineage: Eukaryota; Metazoa; Arthropoda; Insecta; Coleoptera; Chrysomelidae
Source: the annotation of a GenBank genome assembly
AUGAACAUGUUAGAUAAUUCUAAAGAAAAAAUGAAAGAACGCGAUGAAACCAAUAAUGAUGAGACUAAUACCAAUAAACAGAAGACCAGAAAGAAAAGAAUAUUUUGGAUCACCACAGCUAUAGCUCGAGAGACAGACAGGGAUAGGGAAGAACUUUUAAAUACUAUGUUGAUUGAAUUCAUGAUUUAUUUCUGCUUUGUUGCUUUGAUGACUAUAUAUGUAAUUGGAAAUCGCAAUCCAAAAGUUUACUACUUGACCAGAGGUUUGAAACAACAAUUCACUGAACGUGGAUUCAGUUCCGUCAAUGAUGCAGAAAUUAUGUUUGAAGAUAUUAAAACUGCUGCAGACUUCUGGUUUUUUGCUGAAAGUCACAUGGUGAAUAGUCUCUUCUGGGAAUCAACUUAUCACAUCGGUGAUUUUGAUGAAAACGCUAUGAACAUCCUUGGCGAAAACAGAGUUCUAGGCGUACCAAGAAUAAGACAGGUGAGGGUACGCAAUGAUUCCUGUGUUGUUCAUGAGUACUUCAGAAGACUGUUUCUGAGCUGCUAUGACUCAUAUUCUGCUAAAGCUGAAAAUAAAAAACCAUUUGGACUAGCUGAUGGAACUGCAUGGGAAUAUAGUUCGUCAUCAGUAACUAGAAGCCUUUCAUACAGCGGUAAAAUUUCAACAUAUGGUGGAGGAGGUUUUUACAAAGAUCUAGUGGCGAACAAAAAUGAAACUUCAGCAAUAUUAAUGGGACUAAAAGACAAUCUGUGGGUGACGAAGAGCACCAGAGCGAUCUUCGUUGAUUUCACAGUUUACAAUGCAAAUUUGAAUCUCUUUGCAAUCUGUAAAUUGGUUUUCGAAUUUCCGACUACUGGUGGGGUGAUUCCUACUGCUGAUUUUCGCAGUGUUAAGUUGCUCAGGUUCCACACCAAAUUCGAUUGGUUUAUACUGGUGUGUGAACUGAGCUGUUAUCUAUUUGUUAUAUUUUACAUUGCUCAUGAAUUCAGAGAGCUGUUAUAUUUCAAGCUCAGGUAUUUCCUGGCAUUUUGGACUUGGAUUGAUUUCUCUAUAAUAAUUCUCACUCUGAUCAGUGGUUUGAUUUCCCUGAUAAAAACUAUGAGGAUUAAUGAUGAAAUCGAAUAUAUAAAAAAUCAUCCGCAAGAGUACGGUAAUUUGGAAUACAUGGCGAUAUUGAAGUUGUGGUUCAAUAAUAUUAUUGCUGUAGAUCUAUUUGUUAUUUACAUGAAAAUUUUCAAGUUCCUCAACUUCAACAAAACGAUGAGUCAGCUGAAUAACACUCUGAAAAAGUGUGCCUCAGAUAUUUUAGGAUUCUCCGUGAUGUUUUUCAUUAUAUUCUUCGCGUACACUGAACUUGGAUAUCUGAUUUUCGGAAGUCAAGUGGAGAGUUUCAGCAGUUUUGGUAUCGCAAUGUUCACGCUGCUUCGCACCAUACUGGGCGAUUUUGAUUACCACGAAAUAGAACAAGCCAACAGACUCCUGGCACCUUUCUACUUCCUAUCGUACAUAUUCCUCGUAUUUUUCGUACUCCUCAAUAUGUUUUUGGCUAUCAUCAACGACACCUAUGCAGACGUGAAAACCGAGAUAGCCAUUGCGCCCGAUGAACUGCAAAUGUCAGGGUACCUGCGAAGAGGAUUCAUGAGGUUUUUCAGGAAAUUCGGAUGUUUCAAAUAUCGGGGCAUGCCGGAAACCAAGAGCGAGAUCAAUGCAACGAUUCGGCAGAUCAGAGAUGCUCUGAAAAAAUGUGGUUUCAGUGAUCUGGAAAUCGAAAUGUUUUUUGCCAGGUAUAAUAUUGACCCUCUUGCCGAAAUGAACGUACAGAACAAUGAGAAACUAUUGUCAGAACUAGAGAAUAUACUGAAAGGCGACAGUAAAGAAAAUUAUGUGAAGAUAGACGAUUUCAUCAGUCAACAAGAACGCUUGGAACAAAUCGACAGAACUAUAGGUUCCCUCGUGGAACAAAUCAAGUUCCUGCUCAUCAAGCUGAAGGAAAUGGAGAAUGUGAACAAAAUUAGGAAGAAUUAA